Molecule: messenger RNA, 297 nt
Organism: Linum tenue
Lineage: Eukaryota; Viridiplantae; Streptophyta; Magnoliopsida; Malpighiales; Linaceae
Source: the annotation of a GenBank genome assembly
GUUGUAUCGUUGAAGAGGGAACAAAAGUAUCAUUGCAAGGACAGAAGAAAAUAUUCGGAUGCUAUUGUGUGCCUUUUCAGCUCCACGCAAAACAUCAUCAUGAUUUCCACACUCAAGGUUCAUCAUGCAUGCUCUUACUUCGGCUACAAGGUACAUAUUCGUUUCGAUGCUAUGUGCACUCAAAAUGAAUGCUUUUUAUUGUGUGUUGCUUUUCUGUUCAAUUGGUCCUCACACCUAGUGAGAGUCUGGUACCUCCAAUGGAUACUGGUCAAUCGAAUCACACCAAACAUUUCCAUG